CCUCUACUCGCUCUGCUUACGUUGCUUCUUGGCUUAUAAAGCACUCCAACUCCAACUCCAACUCCAACUCCACCUCCGACACCUUCUCUUCUCCCCCACACCCACCACCUCUCCCACCUCUACCCACACCUCUCAUCACAAUAUGCCCGCCCUCUUCGAACCCAUCAAGGUCGGCACCUGCGCCCUCAGCAACCGCAUCGUCAUGGCGCCCCUCACCCGCUUCCGCAACGACGACGCCCUCGUCCCCAUCCCCGAGCUCAUGCCCGAGCACUACGCCGCCCGCUGCCUCGUCCCCGGCACCCUCAUCAUCGGCGAGGCCACCGACAUCUGCGAGCUCGGCGGCGGAUACAACAACGUCCCCGGCAUCUACACCGACGCCCAGGUCGCGGGCUGGAAAAAAGUCACCGACGCCGUCCACGCCAAAGGCGGCUUCAUGUUCCUCCAGCUCUGGGCCCUCGGCCGCGUCAACCCCGGUAACAAAGUCACCGACGUCACCGGCGCCAGCGCAAUCAAAGACGACUCCGUCGACGCCACCCCUCGCGAGAUGACGACCGAGGAAGUCGUCGGAUUCGAAGACGCCUACGUGCACGCCUCCAAGUGCGCCAUCGCCGCCGGCUUCGACGGCAUCGAGAUCCACGGCGCCCACGGAUACCUCGUCGACCAGUUCCUGCAGGACGUGUCCAACAAGCGCACAGACAUCUACGGCGGCUCGGUCGAGAACCGCGCCCGCUUCGCGCUCAACAUCAUCGACAAGGUCAGCGCCGCCAUCGGCGAGGAAAAGGUCGCCAUCCGCCUCUCGCCCUUCAACAACUUCCAGGGCAUGGGCAUGAAGGACCACUACCCGACCUUCUCGUACGUUAUCUCUCAGAUUGAGGCGAAGCACCCCAAGCUCGCGUACCUGCACGUCGUCGAGCCCCGUGUGUCUGGCGGCGCCGACCGCGAGGUGCACGAGGGCGAGACCACGGACGUCUACAAGAAGCUCUGGUCCGGUCCCUGGAUCGCCGCCGGCGGAUUCACGCCCGAGACCGCGCUCAAGUACGCCGAGGAGCACGAGAACUCGCUCGUCGCGUUCGGCCGCUACUUUAUCUCGAACCCGGACCUCGUCGCGAAGAUCAAGGAGGGCAUUCCUCUCACCCCUUACAACCGCGACACCUUCUACCUUCCUAAAGAUCCCAAGGGAUACCUCGACUAUUCUUAUGCUGAGGAAUUGAAGGGAAAGUACUAUUAG
Molecule: messenger RNA, 1228 nt
Organism: Myxozyma melibiosi
Lineage: Eukaryota; Fungi; Ascomycota; Lipomycetes; Lipomycetales; Lipomycetaceae
Exons: 1
Coding region: 143-1228 (361 amino acids)
Molecular function (GO): FMN binding; oxidoreductase activity
Source: RefSeq, a predicted model, not a curated record